Messenger RNA from Dipodomys spectabilis (banner-tailed kangaroo rat), 867 nucleotides. Its product is annotated as histone H3-like centromeric protein CSE4. The transcript has 2 exons. The record is from RefSeq and is a predicted model, not a curated record. Gene Ontology annotation, molecular function: DNA binding; protein heterodimerization activity; structural constituent of chromatin. Gene Ontology annotation, cellular component: nucleosome. NCBI's taxonomy places the organism in Eukaryota, Metazoa, Chordata, Mammalia, Rodentia, Heteromyidae. Bases 4 to 867 code for a protein of 287 amino acids.
ACUAUGGCUCGCACAAAGCAGACAGCACGCAAGUCCACCGGCGGCAAGGCCCCUCGCAAGCAGCUGGCUACGAAGGCCGCUCGAAAGAGCGCUCCGGCCACAGGCGGCGUGAAGAAGCCCCACCGCUACCGGCCCGGCACCGUAGCGCUGCGCGAGAUCCGGCGCUACCAGAAGUCUACCGAGCUGCUGAUCCGCAAACUGCCCUUCCAGCGGCUGGUGCGCGAGAUCGCGCAGGACUUCAAGACCGACCUGCGUUUCCAGAGUUCCGCUGUGAUGGCGCUGCAGGAAGCUAGCGAAGCCUACCUGGUGGGUCUCUUUGAAGACACCAACCUGUGUGCCAUCCACGCCAAGCGGGUGACUAUCAUGCCUAAAGAUAUCCAGCUUGCGCGCCGCAUCCGUGGCGAACGUGCAGUUCUUCACUCACUUCUCUUGAGUCCUGCAACUUUGGUAAUCUCCAUGGCUCGUACCAAGCAGACCGCUCGUAAGUCUACUGGUGGCAAGGCGCCCCGCAAGCAGCUCGCAACUAAAGCCGCUCGUAAGAGCGCGCCUGCCACUGGCGGUGUGAAAAAGCCCCACCGCUACCGACCUGGUACCGUGGCGCUGCGUGAGAUCCGGCGUUACCAGAAAUCGACGGAGCUGCUGAUCCGCAAACUGCCCUUCCAGCGGCUGGUGCGCGAGAUCGCGCAGGACUUCAAGACCGACCUGCGCUUCCAGAGUUCGGCUGUGAUGGCACUGCAGGAGGCUUGCGAGUCCUACCUGGUGGGUCUCUUUGAGGACACUAAUCUGUGCGCUAUCCAUGCCAAGCGGGUGACCAUCAUGCCUAAAGACAUCCAGCUUGCGCGUCGCAUCCGUGGAGAGAGAGCUUAA